AUGCGGCGGAGCGUCUGUCUACUACUCCUUUCUCUAGUAAUGCAUGCCAAUGGCAACUUCUUUGGGAUCAGUUUAGAAAACCGAUGCCAGCCACUGAGUUCCCUAAAAGGCGUCAACAGAGCUAUCCUCAACAAAUCAGGGGAAGAGUACAAGGAGUCGGAUGAACUUUUUUGUGAGAGGGGAGCCCCUGAGCAGUUUAAAUGCAACUGUGGCGUUGCUACCACGUGCCUUUCAAAAAAGGACCCGUGGGGGAACAACAUCGGUGUUUGUGGAUGUUGCCCUCCGUGGUUAUUCCUCUUCUACACAUUUUUUACUAUCAUUGUCGGCUUUGCCAUCGCAUCCGCCUUCUAUAUUUGCUGCUGCCGCGGCAAGUGGUGGUUUGACGGCUACCCGAAAGCGAUCAUCCCCGCCUUCUCCCGCCGUGGCCCCGGUACCGUCGUACCCGCUGCCGUACCGCUCCCUCCCACAUUAUUCCGCGGCUACCGGACGACUGAUUUUGUAAAUGACACGGCUGCAACUCGACCAGUGGUUGAUGGGGAAUCUGCCGGUACUCGCACGCAGCGGGAGGGGGCCUCAUCCCUUUGGAACAAUGAUCAAAUCGUAGAUGAUGAACCAUAA
Messenger RNA from Trypanosoma brucei brucei TREU927, 618 nucleotides. RefSeq lists its product as hypothetical. Bases 1 to 618 code for a protein of 205 amino acids. NCBI's taxonomy places the organism in Eukaryota, Euglenozoa, Kinetoplastea, Trypanosomatida, Trypanosomatidae. The transcript has a single exon. The record is from RefSeq and is a predicted model, not a curated record.